Amphiprion ocellaris (clown anemonefish) is the source of this 612-nucleotide messenger RNA. It is a transcript of the gene rbp7b, whose product is annotated as retinol binding protein 7b, cellular. The transcript has 4 exons. Gene Ontology annotation, cellular component: nucleus; cytosol. Bases 108 to 515 code for a protein of 135 amino acids. The record is from RefSeq and is a predicted model, not a curated record. Gene Ontology annotation, biological process: fatty acid transport. Gene Ontology annotation, molecular function: fatty acid binding. NCBI's taxonomy places the organism in Eukaryota, Metazoa, Chordata, Actinopteri, Pomacentridae.
AGCAUGCAGAGCAUCACCCCUGCCCUAUAUUGACACACAAUAAAAAUCCCCCCCAAUAACCACAAAUCGGUUCAUUCCUCGUGCAGAGAGUCGAGCAAACAUCCAGAAUGCCUGUCGACUACAGUGGAACAUGGGACAUCGUCAGUAAUGUCAAUUUUGAGGCGUACAUGGUUGCACUUGGCAUUGAUUUUGCAACACGCAAGAUUGCCUCGAUGCUGAAGCCGCAGAAAGUGAUUAAGCAAGAUGGAGAUCAUUUCACCAUCCAGACAUUCACUACUUUCAGAAAUUAUGAGUGUAUUUUCAAAAUUGGAGAAGAAUACCAAGAAGUGACAAAAGGACUGGACAACCGGACGUGCCAGACUGUGGUCAACUGGGAAAAUGACAAGCUGGUGUGUGUUCAGAAAGGAGAAAAGAAGAACAGGGGGUGGAAGCACUGGAUUCAAGGAGAUGAGCUUCAUCUGGAACUCACUUGUGCCGAUCAAGUCUGCAAACAAGUUUACAAAAGGACUCUGUGACGUUGCCUUUUGAAAGCGUUUCAAACUUCACGUUUUGUAUUUCCAUGAAAUGCGCUAAGCCACAUAAUGCUGCCAUAAUAAAAAGCUUAGAAUUCAA